GCGACCGCCUACACGUCGGACGUGGUAGUACGUACUGGCAACUGUUACUUACUUGAAGUAUGCCCGUAGAAUCGUCUCUGCGAUCAAGUCAACUACCGCAGUGACAUGUAGCCCACUUGUUAACACAUGCUUCACUCAUCACGUCAAUCAUCAACCGGCUCAAACAAGACUAGACAAGACAGCGCAAAGGCCGGGGCGAAUUCACAAGCACACGUCCGUUGGUUCUCAUGACCGACUUCAAACCGACUUCAUCGUUUGCAACAUUCCACACUUAACGCCGCACAGGCUCUGCGCUGUCGGCCCUGUCUUUUGCGUGUCUUGCUGGCAAUCCAACCAUGGCGAGCCUGGAGAGACCGCACGCCGUCGCUGACCGCUACAGUGCUGUCCUUCGCCUGCUUCCAGCACCUCUUCAGGCUAUUCUGAGGCUGCGGUCUGCCGUAGUUCUGGGCGCUCUCGUGGUUGUUCUGCGCGUCGUGUUGUCACGCUCCCGGCGAAAGUCCCGGAAGAUCACUGACUUUGAGCGUAUCGCUCGCCCAGUGAGGGGUGGCGAGAAGACCGGUGCAAGUGAGUAUGACGUAGUGCUUGUGGGCGGUGGGACAGCUGGUUGCGUGCUCGCUUCUCGAUUGUCUGAGAAUCCGAAGCUACGCGUACUGCUCAUCGAGGCUGGCGGCAGUUCUGUGCAUAACCCUUUUUCGCGCGUACCAGCACUGUACCACAGGUUCUUCCAUACGGGAUACGACUGGGAGAUCUUCACCACUCCUCAGGAGCAUGCUGCAUCGAAACGCAAGUACUGGCCAAGAGGGAGGAUGUUGGGAGGAUGCUCGUCCAUGAACGCCAUGAUCUUUCACCAUGGCGCCCCUACAGACUUUGAUGAGUGGGCUGCAAUGCAAAAGGGCCAAGAGGGCGCUUCAGAGUGGCAAUACGAGAACUUCAGCAAGUACUUCCGGAAGUUCGAGAAGUUCCAUCCGAGCAAGGACUACUCACUGGUAGACGUCGCCCUCCGUGGCUCUGCGGGACCAGUUAACGUGGGCUACUUCGGGAAUAACUCCGAGACUACGCAACACUUCCUUGAGGCUUGCCAUAACGCCGGGCUGGAGCGCAGUCCAGACCUCAACACAGCGAAAGGCACUCUUGGGUCCAGUAAAGUGCUGACAUUCAUCGACUCUCAAGGCCGGCGUGUGACGACGGAGUCUGCGUACCUCACCCCGGAGGUGCUCGCGCGCCCUAACCUCGUCAUCGCGACUCAUGCACAGGUUACACGUAUCCUGUUCGAGGGAGCUGAAGGUGAGGCUCCGAGAGCAGUGGGGGUGCAGUUCCAGGACAGGAAGGGCGAACUAUUCGAGGUGAGGGCAAAGAGGGAGGUGAUAAUCUCAGCGGGCGCCAUACACACACCUCAAAUCCUCAUGCUGUCCGGGAUCGGCCCCGCCGACCACCUUUCCUCCUUCAACAUCCAUGUGCUCGUUGACCACCCGGGUGUCGGCGCGCAUCUCAUGGACCACCCCGUCAUCGACUUCCACUUCCGCGACAAGACCAAGUCGCGCAUGUCCGCGCUCUCCUACGACGCGCAGAAGUUCGGCAAGGUCGAUCCGGCGGCAGUCCUGAAGCAGCUGGCAUACUUCGCGGAGUAUAAGAUCUGGGCGUCGGGCCCGCUCACCACGAAUGUUGCUGAAGCUGCCGCCUUUACACGCUCCGACGAUGCUGGCCUACUCGCCAAGGCGGGUGUAACGUUGCCCGCACCGGACGACCUGGAGGACUCGACGUCGGGCUCAGGUGCACCGGACAUCGAGAUAUUCUUCACGCCGAUGUCGUACAUCGAGCAUGGGAGAGUCCCAUUCCCGCCCGGUCACCACGUCGGGGUGCAUACAGUCCUCCUCAGGCCGACAAGUACGGGCACUGUGAGGCUCCAAUCAGCAAAGCCCUCCGACGCGCCGAUCGUCGAUCCAAAGUACUUCGCCACGCAACACGACAUCACCGUGCUCGUUCGCGCCGCCCGUCUCGUCGCACACAUCAUCAACACGGCCCCCUUCUCGAGCGCGACCCUCGACCCCGCCGGGUCUAGCGACACUAGCGGCCUGCUCAACCACAAUCUCGCGCAGCAGUCCGACGCGGAGAUCGAGGCGCUCAUCCGCGACCGCGUCGAGACGCUGUACCACCCCGCGUGCACCGCGCGCAUGGCGCCCAGGGAGGACGGCGGCGUGGUGGAUCCGCUCUUGAGGGUGCAUGGUGUGCAGGGACUGAGAGUGUGCGAUGCGAGUGUGUUUCCAACGAUUACGAGCGGGCAUACGGCCUCGCCGACGAUUGCACUUGCGGAAAGAGCUGCGGAUAUCAUCCUGGGCGCAUACGGGGAGUGAGUUGCCGGUACCACCAGCCUCGUCUUCGGUGGCUGUCUUGGCUAUUUUUGGCGAAUUGGAACUAACAUAUCAGGAGGCUGCUGCGCGUUGAUCAGUCGCCUACUAAUCUCAGUCUGUGUGUAACGUAUUGUUCGAUAGGGUGUCGAGGGUGUACCUCACUUACCAUUGGA
Molecule: messenger RNA, 2521 nt
Organism: Rhodofomes roseus
Lineage: Eukaryota; Fungi; Basidiomycota; Agaricomycetes; Polyporales; Fomitopsidaceae
Product: GMC oxidoreductase
Exons: 15
Coding region: 336-2351 (671 amino acids)
Molecular function (GO): oxidoreductase activity, acting on CH-OH group of donors; flavin adenine dinucleotide binding
Source: RefSeq, a predicted model, not a curated record